CAGAGUGGCUACAUCUCAGCUCAAAAAAUCUACUCUCUUGCUGUAACCUCCUGCAACUCACGAGAUCAGGAUGGCAUUUCAGCAAGAGGCCGUAGGAAUGCUGUGGGAGGAGCUCGGCCGCGGCUACAAUCUCAGCGCCAAGCUUCUGGCUUUGCUCAGCCAACCCAGCCACCUCCUCGAUAGCCAUGGCCAGGAGAUGGCUGUGGCCAUAAGCCAAGAGCUUUCUCAGGUGUUCAGGGCGUCUCUGUCGAUGCUCAACCCCGGCAACAGUGGCAGGGUGGUGGAAGGCAGGGCGACAGCGCUCGAGGCUGCGAUCAUGGAGGGUAGCAUCAGCCAGGCCACUCCGGCGAUCAUCAGUGGAGAAGAGAUUACUCCCCCAAGAAUAGGUAAAGAAGAGGAGAUUACAGCCGAGCCUUACAAGGAUGGUUACAAAUGGAAAAAAUAUGGGCAAAAGAACAUUAAGAACCGAAAGUUUGCAAGCGGUAUAUUUGUUAAUGACUUAACAGUCAAUAAGCUGUCAACCAACAAAAGGUUGUACUUCCGAUGCAUGCAUAGCCAUGAGCGCGGCUGCAGGGCGAAGAAGCAGGUGCAGCAACAUGAUAGCAGCAGCGACACUCCUCCAUUGUUCAAGGUCACCUACCUGAACGAGCACACGUGCCACCAAGUGUUUCCCAACGUGGACAUCACCAAUGCAAAUUUACCCGCGAGGAGCACUACGGCAAGGAAUGGCGCUGACUUUGAUCCUGCACGCCACCACCUCCACGUCGGCGGGAACGGCGAAUUAGAGGACAGAAUCAUGACCUCGACCUUCAGCACGGUCAUCGGCGGAGCUGCCCUUGCUGCUCCGUCGUUGUCGCCCUUGCCGUCGCCGCCUCCCGUGGAAGCGAGCCCGAGCGAUCCGGCGUCGUACGACACGGGUGGCGGACAGUCACCGAGCCUGCUGGACAUGAGCUUGUGCCUGGACGAGACGAUGAUGGACGAGAUGUAUUUCUCGUGCGGUUCGCCAUUUCCUCCGGUCGAGGCACCUGUAGCUCCAUCGUCGUUGUCGUCCUUGCCGCAGCAGCUACCCAUGGAAGCGAGCUCGAUUGAUCCGGCGGCGGCGUACAUGCCGUCCCGCGGUGGACACUCACUGAGCCUGGACGCGAUGAUGAUGGCGGAGAUUUUUCACUGGAGCAGCCCGCUAUUUUCUCCACGUUGAGGCAGCUGCAGCGGAGCCAAUCAGCCACGACGCCCAACGCUGUCGCCGGCCGGUUCAUGGACACAGCGUCAGCAUGGCCAGAGUACAAGCGAGCAGUGAGUGGUACAAGCAAAAUACUACAGUAAUUAGUGAUUGGUUACAUGGAAGCGACGUGCAUCUCGUGUGAGAGUUAGUGGUAAUAUGCAGUGAGUUCAGAUACAGAUCUUGUUCAGACGCACGGCUUAAACGGCGACUCAUAGUCUGUAGCUAGCUAGUACUAGCUGGCUAGCUAGGGUG
This is a messenger RNA of Triticum aestivum (bread wheat), 1474 nucleotides long. RefSeq lists its product as uncharacterized. The transcript has 4 exons. Gene Ontology annotation, biological process: regulation of DNA-templated transcription. NCBI's taxonomy places the organism in Eukaryota, Viridiplantae, Streptophyta, Magnoliopsida, Poales, Poaceae. Bases 71 to 1198 code for a protein of 375 amino acids. Gene Ontology annotation, molecular function: DNA-binding transcription factor activity; sequence-specific DNA binding. The record is from RefSeq and is a predicted model, not a curated record.